UGAUCCGUCUGAUUCCAUUCAAUCACGUCGUGGUUCUAUUGGCUCUUUUCAUAAUUGAAAUUUUGCUACGGUUGAGUGAACAUCAACACAGACAUUUCAGUAAAUUGCAGACUUUUCUCUAAUUUUUCGGUGAACAAUUUUCAGCAGUUAAUUCUGUGCUAACAGGACGUGUAUUUUGUGGCAAUACGCUAAUCGUCGCUCGUCAUAAUUCAUAACCUCAAACUCAACUAGCUUUUCGUCGCCACUGUUUUUGCAACAUGACUUCAGGCGAGGUGUGUGCAACAGAUGACUUCUGGAAUCAAGUUGAGGCUCAAGUGAGAUGCACCAUUCCGACUUAUGUGAAAAAUCUGUUGAGAUUGCGUGGCUAUGACAACGCAUUAAGCGUUAAAGCGCUAACCGACGAAGACUUGAAAUCGCUCGAGACGUUCGCUCGAACGAAAAUGUGGAUGUACAUCCCGCCUGGUGCGAAUGACAAGGACUAUUACCACAUGUUCUCGUCAGACCCGGAGUCUUUCGAAAUUCUACCGGGCCAUGUCAAGAUGUUGAAGGAAAUCGCCAAACAAGUUGAUGUCAUAGCGCACGACUCAGCCACUUCGGUUUAUACCGUUUCAAGAACUAGCUCCGAAAUCAAUAACUCCAGCCAAGAAGGUGACAUUCAACUUCACCAUUCGAGUAAAGAAGAACGUGACGAUUCCAUCGUACCAUGCAAAACACAACGGGAUGACAUACCCCAAACUGGAGCGACAGUUAUCAAGGAACAGGAACCAUUUAAGGCUUUCAUUGUUGAUGGAUCGCCGGAACAGUUUUACAUACAAUUGGAGAGCAAUCAGAGCGAAUUGGAUCGAAUUGAAGCUCUGUUGAAACCUGCACCUACAUGGGCUGUCUUCAAUAAGAAGCUGAUUGGCCAGAUGUGUGCAGCUCUUUUCGAUGGCUGUUACUAUCGAGGCAUUAUCUUAUCAUCGGAUGACAAAGGUGCAACCGUCCACUACAUUGACUACGGGAACAAGGCGAUUUCAACCGAUCUACGAAAGCUGCCCGACAAUCUUCAACACCUCAAACGUUUGGCCAUUCUUUGUCGUCUCGAAUCGAAGCAUGGAACAUUCAGUCCGCGGCUGAUUGAGAAAUUUGAAAGUUUAUCGCGGGACGAUGUGUACGAAAUGAAAUUCGUUUCGAUGGAAUCUAAUCCGGCCGUUGUGCAGCUAUUCGUCGAUGGCUUAUUGUUUGCGGAAAAUGAGGACACAAUGAGUGUUCCGGCACUCAAUGGUUUCGAUAAACAAUUCGACGACAUCGCGGAAUCGAAUAAAAAAUUCGACGAAAUUCUCGACAAGAUGAGUGAGUUGGUGGUACAAAACCUGCCUUCAACCCAUCUAGACGAAACACCAUCCACGACUUAUGAAGUGCCUAAAUUCGCUUGUCCAACGUCUCUGAAAGAUGGGGAUUUAGUUGUCAUCCGUUAUGUGGAAUCACCAACACUAUUCUCUGUGCAGCUAACCACAAGCAUUGCCGAAUACGACGCCAUGAUGGAUAGACUAUGUGACUACUGUCCGACUGCGCCAACGAUUCUCAAACCCCAAAUCGGUAUGGCUUGUGCAGCUUCGUACAAGAACGAUUCGGAAUGGUAUCGGGCUGAAAUCCUGAACAUCGGCAGAAAGGACGCAUUGACCAGAUUCGUUGAUUAUGGCAUCGAACUGAGGAUUGAGAUCAAUAAGUUGAAGGAAAUUGGCAACGAAUUUCUGCUGAUGCCGAAGCAAGCGAUACCCUGCUGCAUACUCGGAUUCGAGUCUCUCAAAGCAACCAGGACAGUAAUCGAUAAAUUCGAAUUUUUGGCGGAGCACUCAAAUGGUGAUCGACGUAAAUUUCAAGUAAGCACAUUCGGAACUGUUAAUGGCACCAUAUUGGUCAAUUUGGUUGACGUAAAGGCAGUCCCAGUCUUGGACUUGUCAAUGCGUUUGAUGCAAUUGAGCUUACCGCAAGAAAAGUUCCGUGAAUUCCGACAACAAGCACUACAGAAAAGAGAAUCAACACGACAAUCGACAACACAGUCUGCAAGAGAAUCGACACCACAAUCGACGAUACAGUCGGCAAGGGAAUCGACACCACAAUCGACGAUACAGUCGGCAAGGGAAUCGACAUCACAGUCGGCAAGAGAGUCGACAACACAAUCGACAUCACCAAUUUCGGAUUGCCGUGCCAUUCCAAAUUCACGAAAUUCAUCAUGUUCACACGAUCUAGGAAGUAGCAUGCAAGUUGCAGAUAUCGACAUAGACCGUCUAGUCGGCCAGACUGUGUUGGCAAAAAUUGUAUCCUUCCAAGAUCCGAAUUCUUUCCAAAUCGUCAUAUACGGCUGUGAAACAACUUUUGCUGCUUUGUAUCAUAAGACCAGCUCUAGCUCAAGGCAUUUUGACACGAAAUUACCGAAAGGCGCAACGAUUCCAAUUCGAAUUGAAUCCGUAUUGGUUAGAAAAGUAUUGUCCGUUACUCCUUUGAUCGGCGAAACAUCUUCAUCUCUCAUCUGCAAUUUGCCAUUUUUCUCGAACAACUUCCAAGUGUAUGUGAUGCAUUGGGAAGCGUACAACGUUGCCUACGUUCAAAGCCUAACUGCGCUAGGUUUGGUGGAAUCGUUGCUGAAUGAAUUAUUCGAGUUCUAUGACGAAAGCGACGGUCUUCUGCAAGAAUGCGACAUAAUGGGUGACCAACGGAAGGUGUUUGCACCGGGAACGUUGUGUGCUGUGAAGUCAUCAGAUGAAAACUGGUACCGCGCGGAAAUCAUUUCGGAUACGCAGUCCGAUGUCAACGUUCGAUAUUUGGAUUAUGGCAACUGUGAGUCGAUUCCGAAGAGCCUCGUCAAGCGAUUGGAUUCGAAAUUUUUCAACACUCCUGCCUUGGCCGUCAAAGUGUACUUGCCGCUGCAAAAAGUGUACAGCGACCGAGAAACAUCGGUGGACGAAAUUGUGAAAUUAACUGCGGGCAUCUCACUGGACCUAAAAGUUCUGGAAUUCUGCGAUCGAAGUUGGAUCGUUGACAUGUUCAUAGACGACGACAGCAUUACCACGACAAUUAAGCAGAAAAAUUGUUGCAAAUCGAUGAGUAUCGACGACCUGAAGAAGCAAAUCGCUCACAUUGAAACGCUGCAGAAGGUUGCUCGAUUACAGGCUCGAAAAGAGAAAGAAAAUCAGGACGUUAAGUCGACGCCUGCAGUUGCAAAUAAUGUGCGCAGUGACCCCGUACCACCGAAAUCUGCACCAGCAAGCGUUCAACGUAUUCAGCCGGCGAAUGAACACAAACCGAAUUAUGUCAACGACGGAAAAAUAUCCAAGGCGAACGCCUAUAUCAUUCAUGUUAAUCGCCCUGAUCGAUUUUAUCUGCAAAUGUCGUCGAUAAGCACGGCUUUAGACGAACUACGAGAGGAAAUUCAAAUCGUCGCUCCGUCACUACCUCCUCUAGAAGAUUUUUCCACGGACACACGUUGCAUUGCUCGGUAUUCCGUUGAUAAUCAAUGGUACCGUGCUACCAUCAUUGAUUCCGGCUCAGGCGUUACGUCGAUUUUAUUCAUCGACUAUGGCAACACGGACACCAUCACCGACAAUAGCUUAAUCAAGGCAACGACAGAUGCAUUCGAUCAGUUACCAGCAUUUGCCAUUCCGUGUGCAUUGCCGCUAGAACCGAAAGAUCGAAUGGAGUGGAGUCAGGAGGCGUGUGAAGUGCUGACAAAUUUGAUGGACAGAGAAUUGGAGUUCGAGUAUGUUUGCAAGGGAAAGUCCAACAAUUUGGUCAAUUUGUACGACGCAGAUCGGGAUAUAAUGCAAGAGCUGAUCUGGGCUGGUCACGCCAUCAAAUUGGAGUCGAUUAGAAGCGGCACAAAUUGUUACGUCAGUCAUAUCAACUCGAUAUCAGACUUUUACAUCCAAAUGGAAAGUGACGUAGACACCCUGCGAAAAGUCGCUGACUACCUGCUGGAUGUUUCGAAAUUCGAAGUGAUGCGAAAUAUCAAGGAAGGACUCGCCUGUGCAGCCAGAGAUCCGCACGAUAAAUUGUGGUAUCGAGCCAGAGUACUGUCAUGCAAAGCAAACGCAACCGAAGUGUUUUUCGUCGAUUAUGGCUACUCGACGAUGACGACUGAACUUCGAAUUCUUCCAACGCCGAUAGCAAACGCCCCUUCUCUCGCAAAGCAUUGUUCAAUGGUGAAGCCAAAGGAAAUUCCGUAUUGGCCGGAGCGAGCCGAACGCCUAUUCGCUGAAUUAACUGACGGUGGAGCCAUCUUCAUAGUGGAAGUUCUUAGUCCCGGAAAGAAAUCCACUAUCAAUCUGUUGGUCGACCAUCGAAGCAUUUUGGAAGAAAUUUCCCCCGUUUGUGAUAAUUAUUCGGCUAACCAACUGGAGACUACGAUUGAAAGCAGUGACAGCGCUGCUGCAAAAUCGGAAAUAUUUAAAGCUUUCAUCAUUCUUGGUUCACCGAGCGAAUUUUACAUUCAAAUUGAGAGCGAUUCCAGCAAACUGGAUGAAAUGUGGUACGCGCUGGAACACGCGUACUCAUGGCCUGCACUCGGAGAGGUCGUCGUUGGCCAGAUGUGUGCUGCUCUUUUCGAUGGAAAUUUCUACAGAGCAAAGAUAUUGUCAUUGGGCCGAGGAGGUGCGCUCGUCCACUAUGUUGACUACGGAAAUCAGUCAUUUUCGACCGACCUUCGACAACUGCCCGAAAACCUUAAGCAUCACAGACACUUGACGAUUUGUUGCUGUCUGGAAUCGAAGUACGGAACAUUCAGUUCGCAAAUGAUUGAAAGAUUCGAGAAAUUGUCCAGGGACGACACCUACGAGAUACGAUUCAUUUCGCAAGAAUCCAGCCCGGCCAUUGUGCAACUGUUUGUGCAAGGCGAGAAAUUUUAAGUAGACAAAUUGAUUCAUGGUUAGCGUACGCCAGUCAUUAUCACUACAUUUUGAGCACAAAAAUUUCCAUUUUCAAACAUCAAGUUUCUUAUGCAGCUGCAGAAGCACUCAAACUGAAAUUCAAACAUUUUUCUUUCUGACAGCAUUAGAACAACGGAAUUUAUAAGGCAAAACGACUUCGAAAUAAAAUUUUUCGUUCCAUUUAUUGUCA
Molecule: messenger RNA, 5094 nt
Organism: Bradysia coprophila
Lineage: Eukaryota; Metazoa; Arthropoda; Insecta; Diptera; Sciaridae
Product: protein tudor-like
Source: RefSeq, a predicted model, not a curated record